This is a messenger RNA of Chlorella variabilis, 1440 nucleotides long. RefSeq lists its product as hypothetical. NCBI's taxonomy places the organism in Eukaryota, Viridiplantae, Chlorophyta, Trebouxiophyceae, Chlorellales, Chlorellaceae. Gene Ontology annotation, molecular function: D-cysteine desulfhydrase activity. The record is from RefSeq and is a predicted model, not a curated record. The coding region runs from base 127 to 1248 and encodes 373 amino acids. The transcript is spliced from 9 exons.
UUUCAAUCCAAUUGCUGGCAUCAGCCAACCCAGCAGAGCCAGCCCCCGACAUUCGCCAGUCUGCUCUCUGCUCAGUCGCUUCCGGAGCGCCGGCUGGCAUCCUUGAUCAGCGCAGCGCACAGCACGAUGGCUGUGGCCCCAGCCUCCCAGAUGUUCCAGCUGCAGCCAUACACGCCGCCGGCCUGGGCCACCAACCUAGCCCUGCUACCCAAGCAGCGAUGCCACCUGGCGCAGCUGCCCACGCCCAUCCACCCCUGGCCUGUGCCAGGCGUGCCGCCCGGCUGCGAGCUGCACAUCAAGCGAGAUGACCUGACCGGCAUGCAGCUGAGCGGCAACAAGGUACGAAAGCUGGAGUUCCUCAUGGCUGAGGCGGUGCAGCGGGGCCACGACAGCAUAAUCACCAUUGGCGGCAUCCAGUCCAACCACGCCCGCGCCACUGCGGUGGCCGCCCGCUACCUGGGGCUCCCCUGCCACCUCAUCCUGCGCAACAGCAAGCACCUUGCCGACUCGGACCCCGGAUUGGUGGGCAACUUGCUCGUGGAGCGGCUCAUUGGAGCCCACAUCUGGCAGGUGACAAAGGAGGAGUAUGGGCGGUAUGGCGGCCCCGCACUGGGCGAGCGCCUGGCGGCGCAGCUGCGGCAGGCGCCCUGGGGCCUCAACCCCUUUGUCAUCCCCGUGGGAGGCAGCAGCUCCAUGGGGGUCUGGGGGUACCUUGAGAUGAUGCGGGAGGUCGAGCAGCAGAUUGUGGGGCAGGGAUUCACCGACAUCGCCAUGGCCUGUGGCAGUGGUGGCACCACUGCGGGCAUCGCCCUGGGCAACCACCUUGGCGGGCUGGGACUGCGAGUGCAUGCCUAUGGCGUAUGUGACGAUCCCGACUAUUUCCACACAUUCUGCGACGGGCUGCUGGAGGGGCUGGGCGCCACGCGGGAUGUGGUGGGGGCCGACUCGGCGGGCAUGUUCAGGGCGGUGCAGGCCAGGGGCGCCGGCUACGCCAUCAGCCGCGAGGAUGAGCUGCAGGCGGUGGCGGAUGUGGCCGCCGCCACGGGGAUCGUGCUCGACCCCGUGUACACGGGCAAGGCGCUGCACGGGCUGCUGACGGAGAUGAGGGAGCGGCCCGAGGAGUGGCGGGGCCGCAAGGUGCUGUUUGUGCACACGGGCGGCCUGCUGGGAAUGUACGAGAAGGUGGCGCAGCUGCAGCCGCUGGUCGAGGCGCGCGGGGCGGCGCACCGACUGCAGCUGGACGACUGAGGCAGCGGCCGACGUGACAGCUCAGCUGCUCCCAGGAUCGCCCCCCCCCAUGUUUCCCCUCUUAUGUUUGCCUUCAAAUGAGCGUCGGCAUGUCGCACGUUGACAUCCACCACAACUUGACCUGCAGUGAAUGCGAAGCCUCUUCACCAUUAUGCUGUUGGAUGCACGCGAUAUGCAUGCGGAUCGCCCGAC